ACACGUUUGACAGAGAUGGAAGUGAUUUCACCAGUGCAGUACAGUGAGUGGGCCACACCAGUGGUACCAGUAAUAAAAAAAGAUGGCUCAGUAAGAUUGUGUGGUGAUUUUAAAGUGACACUCAACCCAGCCAUUUGUGUAGAUCACUACCCAAUCCCACGCAUAGAAGAUCUUUUUGCAUCUCUGGCUGGUGGUCAAUUAUUCAGUAAGUUGGACUUGUCGAGCGCUUACUUGCAGAUGCCGGUAGCACAUGAGUCGAGAAAACUACUCACCAUAUCCACUCAUAAAGGGCUAUUCGUUUAUAACCGCUUACCCUUUGGAAUUGCCCCAGCCCCUGCAUUAUUUCAGAAAGCAAUGGAUCAAAUCCUUUUGGGAAUUCCAAACACUCACUGCUAUCUUGAUGACAUACUGAUAACAGGACGGAAUAAUGUGGAACACCUCAAGACAUUAGACCAAGUACUCACCAGACUGGAGGAAUAUGGUCUGAGAUUGCAGCGUGAAAAAUGUGAAUUUUUCAAACAGUCACUGGAGUAUCUGGGUCACUACAUUGACGCAGCUGGAUUACACAAAUCGUCAGAAAAGAUCAAAGCCAUAAUGGAAGCACCUGCACCGACCAAUGUAAGUCAAUUACGCUCUUUUCUUGGGAUGAUCAACUACUAUGGCCGUUUCAUUCCGAAUCUGGCAUCCCUUUUGAAUCCCCUGAAUGCGCUUUUAUGUAAAGACAAGAAAUGGUGCUGGAGCGUGGCAUGUGAACAAUCAUUUCAAGAAGUGAAGGAUAUCCUUACGUCACCAGCUGUACUCACACAUUAUGACCCAGCACUUCCCAUUCGUCUCGCCUGUGAUGCUUCCCCAUAUGGGGUGGGGGCAGUGAUAUCACAUGUGUGCCCUGAUGGGGAGGAAAAGCCAAUUGCUUUUGCAUCCAGGACUCUCAGUAAAGCGGAACAAAAUUAUGCUCAGAUUGAGCGUGAGGCUCUGAGUAUAAUUUUUGGAAUUCGCAAAUUCCAUCAGUACUUAUACGGAAGGAGAUUUACCCUUUUUACGGAUCAUCAACCUCUAACGGCUAUUCUCAGUCCCAACAAGAGCAUUCCAUCCAUGGCAGCAGCUAGAAUGCAACGAUGGGCCCUGAUAUUAGCCGCCCAUGACUAUGUCCUUGAGUAUAAGAAAGCAGCCUUACAUGCCAACGCAGACGGACUGUCGCGGCUGCCUUUACCGGUGACACACACUGAGAAAACGGACACUGUGGAUGUGUUCUAUGCUGCCCAGAUAGCCACCCUGCCUGUAAGUAGUGCUGAAAUAAGACGUGACACCCUAAAGGAUCCCAGUUUGUCACCUGUGCUGGACAUGGUUUCAACUGGACGAUUUCCAAAAUUUAAAGAGGUACCUCAAGGCUUGUUACCUUUUGUGACACGUCGCAAUGAGCUCACAGUUGUUCAAGGAUGUUUAAUGUGGGGAAGUCGUGUCGUGGUACCAACCAAGCUUCGCAACCGGGUGUUAGCUGAUCUGCAUUUGGGCCAUCCUGGGGUGGUAAGGAUGAAACAUCUGGCCCGUAGCUAUGUUUGGUGGCCGGGAAUCGAUGGACAGAUUGAAUCUCAGUCCAAAACAUGCCAGUCUUGUCAGCGGAUCCAAAAUGCCCCCUGUCCUGCACCACUUCACCCAUGGGUUUGGCCAGCUCAUCCUUGGGAGAGGAUUCAUGUGGACUUUGCUGGUCCUUUUGAAGGCCAUAUGUACUUCAUUGUAGUCGAUGCGCACUCCAAAUGGCCAGAGGUCUCAAUUAUGGAUAGUACUACCACCAGCAAAACCAUCCAGGUCUUACGAGGACUUUUCAGUCGUUAUGGCAUCCCUAAUGUCAUUGUCAGUGACAACGGCCCACAGUUUUGUGCUGAGGAGUUCUCAUUUUUCCUGAAGGCAAAUGGGGUGCAACAUAUUCGAUCUGCUCCAUAUCACCCCUCUAGCAAUGGGCAAGCUGAACGUUUUGUCCAAACAUUCAAACAUGCUCUAAAAGCUUCAAAAGGGUCAGCUCCAAUACAACAGAGACUUGAUGGAUUCCUGUUAACAUACAGAAACACUCCACAUGCUACCACAAAGGAGUCACCUGCGAUGCUUUUCCUCAAUCGCAAACUACGUACCCGUCUGGAUCUUCUAAAACCUAGUCUCGCCAAAACAGUGAGUCAGUCCCAGGAUGCACAGCAGUUGCGACGCCAAAAACACUCUAAAUUCAGAGAAUUUCACACUGGAGAGUCCGUUCUUGCUCGUGACUACAGAAAAGGGGGAAAAUGGAUGCCGGGAGUGGUGAUGUCCAAAACGGGACCUGUCUCCUAUAUGGUUAACGUGGGUGCUUCUGGAAUCUGGAAACGUCAUGUAGAUCAAUUACUGAAACACGGGACUGAAUCCUCUGAAAACCAGAUGGAACCAGAAGUUCCUGCUGGGCCUGAUCCUUUUCAGGCACCUCUGCAUCAGGAGAACAUCGGAGAGAAAUCUGGCAAUCUUGUAAAGAUGAUGAUGGACACACCAGGGUCAGGCAACAUUGACAAAUCAACUCCAGAGACUGUACAAACGGGAGAGACUAUUAAGCGUUAUCCUACCCGUCUCACUAGACCACCUGACCGUUAUCAAGCAUUCUAA
Misgurnus anguillicaudatus (oriental weatherfish) is the source of this 2622-nucleotide messenger RNA. The record is from RefSeq and is a predicted model, not a curated record. Lineage: Eukaryota; Metazoa; Chordata; Actinopteri; Cypriniformes; Cobitidae.